Molecule: messenger RNA, 219 nt
Organism: Cylicostephanus goldi
Lineage: Eukaryota; Metazoa; Nematoda; Chromadorea; Rhabditida; Strongylidae
Source: the annotation of a GenBank genome assembly
AUGUUUCGAAUUAUUGCUAGAAACGGCCGAGAUCGUUAUUACUACGCAGAUCCCGAGCAGCCGACUCAGGGUAACACAAAGAUAACCACAUACUUACCCGAAGAGAACAAGCGAAAAAUCCCACUCUGGGCCAUCCUUGCUGUCGCUAUCGGUCUGCCAAUACUCCUCGUCGUAUGUCUUUUCGGAGCUGUUUGGCUGCAAGAGCUGGGUAUACUGUGA